This is a messenger RNA of Sitophilus oryzae (rice weevil), 2650 nucleotides long. Its product is annotated as heat shock 70 kDa protein-like. The coding region runs from base 135 to 2033 and encodes 632 amino acids. The transcript has 3 exons. The record is from RefSeq and is a predicted model, not a curated record. Gene Ontology annotation, biological process: cellular response to unfolded protein; protein refolding. Gene Ontology annotation, molecular function: ATP hydrolysis activity; heat shock protein binding; misfolded protein binding. Lineage: Eukaryota; Metazoa; Arthropoda; Insecta; Coleoptera; Curculionidae. Gene Ontology annotation, cellular component: cytoplasm.
AUUUGUGAUUAAUUUCUGGCCCAGUCAGCUUGAUUUGAACGAUAUCUUUAAAAAUAACCAGUUUAAUUUGCUCUCCGUUAGGUUAUAUUAGUGAUUGAGUUUGAUUUGUAUUAUUACAUUGAAUCUCCAUAAAAAUGGGAACUGAAGCACCGGCCAUAGGGAUCGAUUUGGGCACAUCAUUCUCAUCAGCUGCCGUGUAUCAAAAUGGAAAAGUCGAAGUUAUACCGACCAAGGAAGGACCUAGACUAGUCCCGUCAUAUAUAUUUUACCAUCCAAUGAAACUGAAAGUAUCAGUUGGAACCACAGCCGACCACAUGGGAAUAGACUAUAUCAACAAUUUUAUAUUCGAUGCCAAACGGAUUAUUGGUCGAAAAUAUGAUGACGUCUACGUCCAAAAGUUGAAAAACAGGAGCGAGUACAGGUUCAAAAUUGUCCGAGGUGACGAAGAUAAAGCAGAAUACGAAAUGAAACACGACGGCUUGAUUGUAUGGAAAUCGCCGGAACAGGCUAGUUCCGAAAUACUGAAGUACCUCCGCGAGUCGGCCAACGAGUACCUCGGAGCCGAAGUAACCGAAGCUGUUAUAUCCGUUCCGGCUCAUUUCAGCAAUGCGCAACGGGCAGCAACCAAAGCAGCAGCGGAAUUGGCUGGACUGAGAGUACUGAAGCUGAUCAGCGAACCUGUGGCAGGAGCCAUAUACUACACGAAAGAGAGGAGCAAUAUUGAAGGAACGCUUCUAGUGUUUGACAUGGGAGGUGGAACCUUGGACGUAUCAAUCAUAAAAGUGAGCAAAGAAAAAUUCGAGGUGUUGAGUGUGGAAGGAGAUACGUUUUUAGGCGGCAGAGACUACGAUAACGUACUAAUAGAUUAUUUCAAAACAAAAAUAAUUAAGAAAUUUAAUCAGAGUUAUGUAACACCAAGGCUUCUAAGGAGGCUAAAAGAAAAAUGUGUUGUCCUCAAAGAAAAACUAUCCACACAAAAUGAAUAUUCCCUGAAUUUAAAUUGCAUUAAAAAUGAGAAUGACGACUUUAAUAUGUCCUUAACACGAGAUAAAUAUAACGAGAUAACAAACGAGACAACUACUAGAGCUCUUAAUCUGGUACAGAAGUGUCUUACUGGAGUGGGUCUAUCGAAAAAUGACAUAAACGAGGUUAUUCUAGUCGGAGGAAUGACAAGAAUGCCGAAGAUUCGCGAGGAACUCCGGAAUUUUUUUGGCGGUAAAAAUCCAAAAACUGACGUGAAUCCAGACGAAGCUGUCGCAUUGGGUGCUGCAAUACAAGCUUCAGUCUUGAAGCAUAAUUUUAAGGAAUUGGAAAGAUAUGUCGUUGCUGAGGUAAUGCCUUUAUCUUUGGGUGUUGAGGUUUCACCUCGUUUGAUGUUCGUCGCAAUUAAGAAAAAUACCCCAUUACCGGCACAGGGAUGUUUAAAGAUACGUACGACGGUAAACGACCAAGAAAAGGUUACAUUCCCAAUCUAUGAAGGAGAAAGAAAAAACUGUGCUUUUAACACCCUUUUAGGUGAAUUCACCAUAAAUAAUUUGCCCAAAGGAAAAGCCGGUGACGUAAAAUUUGAAGCAAUUUUUUUUCUUAACCACGAUGGAAUUUUAGAUGUGGAAGCACAUGAGACGAGUACCAAUCAGAAGAACAAAUUAACAGUUACAUUGGAAAACUAUCGCUUGUGCCAAAAUAAAAUUUCCAAUAUUAUUGAAGACGCCGAAAAAAACUAUUGUGAUGAUAUUUUAUAUGAAAAAUAUAGCGACACUUGUAUUGACAUUUUGCAGGUUUAUAAUGAUAUACUUUAUGAUAUAAAAUUAAUCUCAUCGCAGACAGACCGUAGUUUUGUUGAGAAGGAAUGUAAAGGAUUAAAGAUCAGCUUAGAUAAUUCUGUUUAUACAGAAAUUGAUGAGUUAGAACGAGCUUAUAAAAGUUUUCGAGGGGCCACAGAAGGGAUAGUGAAACAGGCGAUCGAUAUAAAAUGGCCCGACUUCUCCUUAAGUGAUAAAUUUAAUUCACUUCAGAUGAAUCCUAAAUCCUAAUUGGUGCAAACCUUUUCAGAAGAUUAUUUUAUUUUUAUUUUUAAAUACAAAUUAAUAAAUAUAAUAUUUUCUUGCAGUAUUUUAUGCAAACUAGUUCGUAGAGAUAAUAAUGGGUGUUUUUCCAAAGUGGCUCACCCCUAUAACUUUUUGAUUUUUACAGACAAAAAAACGGGUAUCGGUAUGUUUGAUAUAUGACGGAAAUUGAUUGAUGUAUUCAGUUAGUUUCAGUCACUUCAUGUUUCACACCGGAAAUGACAACUUCUGAAUUUUAAAUGGCGCCCUCGGUAUUUUUUACUUUAUUUGAUAGAAAAUGAUAUUCUGAAUAGUAUUAAUAAUUUGUCUACAUUUGACAUUUUUGAUUAAAAAAGAUAGUAUUUUAAGUUUUUUUAACUUCAGUUACUUAAAAAAAUAAUAAUUUUAUGAGUGCAUCGAUUGCGUUAGUCAUUGGCGGACAAUAUCAAGUAAUACGAUAUAAUCUAAUAAAAUUGUAUCGCCGUAUAGAGAGUGAAAAUAAAAAAAUUACGGGCAAGCUUAUUUUUUCAGAGUUUGUCAGCGACUGUCUUCUGGUCAUAAUAGGGGUGGUUUUUUUAAAACUCUACUACAACAAAAUAAUUAGA